This is a messenger RNA of Myzus persicae (green peach aphid), 973 nucleotides long. RefSeq names its product dopamine D2-like receptor. Gene Ontology annotation, biological process: adenylate cyclase-activating adrenergic receptor signaling pathway. Gene Ontology annotation, molecular function: G protein-coupled receptor activity; dopamine neurotransmitter receptor activity, coupled via Gi/Go. Bases 566 to 973 code for a protein of 135 amino acids. The record is from RefSeq and is a predicted model, not a curated record. The transcript has a single exon. NCBI's taxonomy places the organism in Eukaryota, Metazoa, Arthropoda, Insecta, Hemiptera, Aphididae. Gene Ontology annotation, cellular component: membrane.
CGUUGUGUGCGGAAAAGCGGACGAUUUCGCUCGCCGCCACCCACACGUCAUAAUAUUAUCGUCGUACUACCUAUAGACGACGCCGGCGACUCGCGUGUUUUCCGCUAUUAUAACGCCGCUUAAAAUAAUAUUAUUGUUAUUGUUAUAAUUUUUUUUUUUUUUUGUCGUUGUUGUUCGUACAGUGGUGCUGUCUCGGUGUAGGUGGGUGGGGUGGUGCUGCAGGUGUUCGUGUUGUUGGUGUUGUGGGUGUUUAAGGUUUCCGCGGGUGUUCGUCGCGAUCUUCUCUCCCGCAUAGUGACGGUCCCGCUAGCCUUCUACCGGUCCGGCGCGCUCCGGCACCGCGGACGAUGACUGAUUCGCGUCCGACGCACGCCGACCGUCGUCAUCCGGCGGCGUCACCGCUGCCGGCCGCACCGGAAGCCACGUGACGUGGUUGCCACUGCUGCUGCGGCGGCGGCGCCUGCUGCAGGUCGCGACCGCGACGACAACCGGCGAGCUGCUCGCUUACCGGGCGGCGACCGCGGCCGCUGCGGCGGUGGCCCAACGAACGGCCGCGGCGGCGGCGAUGUACAGCAACGGUACCGGUGGCUCCGACUUCGGCGGAUUUAAUUACACCGACGAAUACACCGACGGCGGCAAUUGUUCCGUGUUCCCCGCGUCGCCGUCGUCCGUGUUCAACAACGCCACUGGCUGCUACGAUGAGCCCGUCGUCGUCAUCGUCAAGAACUAUUGGGCGCUGGGGCUGGUCGUGUUCCCAAUACUCACGCUGUUCGGCAACGUGCUGGUGAUAAUCAGCGUGUGCCGGGAACGGGCCCUGCAGUCCGUCACCAAUUACUUUAUCGUCAGCCUGGCGCUGGCCGAUCUGCUGGUCGCCCUCGUGGUCAUGCCGUUCGCUGUCUACGUGCUGGUGAGUGCAUCGCACUGCAUGCUGCGCGCGCAUCUGUCGAAAUAUUGCAGACCAUUCGUUCGAUAA